Messenger RNA from Anopheles moucheti, 4874 nucleotides. It is a transcript of the gene dlp, whose product is annotated as glypican-6. The transcript has 8 exons. Gene Ontology annotation, biological process: regulation of protein localization to membrane; regulation of signal transduction; cell migration. The record is from RefSeq and is a predicted model, not a curated record. Lineage: Eukaryota; Metazoa; Arthropoda; Insecta; Diptera; Culicidae. Gene Ontology annotation, cellular component: cell surface; synapse; plasma membrane. Bases 1 to 2487 code for a protein of 828 amino acids.
AUGCCAUCAACGCAAAGCCGCACUAGGAAGGCGGGGGCCACAACCCACCGAAGACGGACGAUGAAAAAGAUAAUGGGCACCGGUGCACCGCUAGCCGGGUUAGUCACCAACUUGUUGCUUUCGGUCGUGUGUCUUUCCGGUGACUUAUCCGGUGUGGGCAUGGUCCGCGCCAGCGCCAUACCGACGGCCUCCUUUCCGUCCAACGGGAACGGAGUUGCCAACAGUGCCACACUGGCCGACGUUGGUCAUCGGCGUGCGUCCUGCGUUGCGGUCCAUCCGAUCCUGAAACAGCGCGGCGUCGACCCAAUCGACAUGCCAAUCGAUCCAAUACCAGAUCUGUCCCUCCGACACUGUGAUGUGCCGCCCGGUGGUGGAACCUGCUGUACACAGAUGACCGAGCAUAAGCUCGCCCUGCACGCUAAAACGAUGCUCGAGCGCAACACCAAAGACAACAUCUCCAAGCUCUCGUCCGUACUCGGUGCCCGGGCACAGCGCUUCAAUGAAUUCUUUGAAGAGCUACUCGGUCAAUCAAAGCACGAAUUCCACGCUAUGUUCAAGCGCACGUACGGCACGAUCUAUGAACAAAACUCGGGCGUCUUUGCCGAUCUGUUUGCUGAGCUCGAGCGUUACUACGCACACGGCAAAGUCGACCUGUCCGAAACGAUGGAUCACUUCUUCAACAUACUGUUCCAGAAGAUGUUCACCGUGCUGAACGCACAGUACACGUUCGAUAAUAAAUACCUUGGCUGCGUCAGCGAGCACAUGAAGGAGCUGAAGCCGUUCGGUGACGUGCCCGAUAAGCUGUCGGUGCAGAUCAAGCGAUCGUUCGUAGCAACCCGUACGUACGCACAGGCCCUUGCAUCAGCAGCCGAUGCCGCCCGGAACAUGAUCAAUGUGCGACUUUCAGCCGAAUGUACGGCAGCACUGACACGGAUGAGCACGUGUAAUGUAUGUGCUGGACAGACGAAAAAACCGUGCGAAUCGUACUGCGUUAACGUGAUGAAGGGAUGCUUUCCGAGCUACGAAGAGGUCGGCACCGAGUGGGACACGUUCGUCGCUAAAAUGGAGCGCAUUUCCGAACGUUUGCUUGGUCCGUUCAACAUAUUCAUGGUGGUGCAACCGAUUGAUAUCAAAAUCUCGGAAGCGAUCAUGAAUUUCCAGGAAAAUGGUAAAGUUAUAUCGGAUCGCAUCUUCCAAGGCUGUGGACAACCCGCACUGGGUCGUAUGCGACGAUCGUUGGACGAUAAAGGAAACACACUGGCAAUCAAUGGCAUUGAAAGUCAGCCUCGUUUGAUUACCACAUUCGGUCAACAGCAACUCCCGCUAGUCGAAGGCAUCGCUCGGCACCCAAUCGUACUGAAUGAUCCAGAACCUUCCGAGUAUGAUUCGCAGUUCACGUUUGACGAUGAAGGCGAACAACAGGACGAAGAUAACAGCAAUGGUGCGGAAAAACAUAUCACCAAACGAUCCGCUGCCACUAAUGCAGGUGGCGGUGAUUCGACGAGUCGCGAACUCAAGUAUGAACCACUGCAGUUCUCUGACGGUGAUGUACAGUUCACAAACAGCAACGGUCCACCAGUGGGUGGAAUGCCAGGAUCGACAUCCCAUCAUUCCUCUUCCAAUGGAAAUGGAAACGGUAACAGUGCUGGUGGGCGGCCAAACCGGCGCAAGCAUAAAGGCGGCCGAAAACAGCCGAACGAGCAGGACGAGCACGAUAAUAUGGAACCGAUGAUUGACCGUAUGGUGAAGGACAUUCGCCAGAAAGUGAGCAACUCGAAACGGUUUUGGUCCCAGCUGCCAUACAUGCUAUGCAACAAUGAGGAUAACGUAGAGCAACCGUCGAGCGAUACAAACUGCUGGAAUGGAACGGCAGUUGAUCGCUAUUUACCAAAAGUCGUUAUUAGCGAAACCGAUAACAAUCCCGAGUUCCCGAACAGGGUAUUCCAGUCACGGCAGAGUACGAUCGUACAGCAGCAGCUGUUCAUCUUACGCACAGCAAUCAGUCAUCUCAGUAAUGCAUACAUCGGUCACGAUGUGGAGUGGAACGAUCAAGAGGAUGGCUACUAUGGCAGUGGGUCCGGACAAGGUAGCGGUAUCGAUUAUGAAGAAACGGCCGGUUCCGGUAUGGGUCUAUGGGAGAUCGAUGUACGAAACGAGCGACGACCCGGGUCGGUUGACGCUAUGCCACCAUCCAGCGGGAAAGGUGGCAACAUCGACGGUACGAGUGAUUCCGACGUACAGUUCCCGAUUAUCAGACACGAUCCCGUCCCGACCAGCAACUUCGACCACACGGGUUCACGUUCUGGGUUGCCCAACCCAACCGGCAGUGGUGGCUCGACGGCUGACAGUGGUGCAAGUGGAGGUACCAGCAGCAGCGCCGGUAGCUCCCACAGUGCACCGGAAAUGUCGAUCGAGCGUGCGAUGCUCCAGUUCUUCCUGCCGAUUGCCAUGGCGUGGUUCGGUGGGCUAGUAGCCGAUUUGCUGUGAUUUGUUUAAACAAAACAAAAAAUUCUCGACCGUUUAACCGCUCUGCACUGGUGUUGCUGUCCUGAGCGAGGAAGCCAGCAAGACAACCUUUAUUUGUCCUUCGAUCACCGAUCUGCCGCGUGGCGUAGGCAUUCCAAAGAGUUGGGUGCAACUCGACACAGUGUUGAACGUCUCUUUUUGUACAUUAAUGGCAUUUGUACAUGUAUAAGCGUCUAAAGGUUAUAUUUAUUAUUACUAUUAUUAUUAUUAUUUCGGAAUUUCAUGAAACCUUUUGCUAUCAGCGAUGAUCUUUAGUGUUGCUUUGGAAGGAACAUGCGAUGAAAUGUGACGCGCUACUUAAAACUUUUUUAUGUGAUUCGCACAUAGAAUCAAGAACCGAAAAUGCAUAUCGAUCAGGUGAAGAGUAAGCAAAAUGGGGCGAGAUUUGUAAUGUGCGGUAGGUUUUUUUCUAAAUUGUUUUCUUUUCUCCCCCUAUUAUGUACCAUUCCUUACCUAUCCCGGCCUGUGUUGCAAAGCAACAAAAUGUACAAGAUGCGCAACUAAUUGUUUAGUGCUACCAUAGUCAGCAACUCCUACUUUCGUAAUUGUAGUUGCGGCUUCGAUUAAAAUCUCCGCUAGCAUACAUCUUUUCCUUUCAUCACCCAGAAGUAGUAACACUAACCCACAAGCUUAUCAUUCGAAUAGAUUUAUUUUUCAAUCCUGUUUGAUUUUACUGACACCAGAUCACCCAACUGUGGGGGGAAUGUGCCGGGGAGCCCUCUGUGCAGGGCAGCAAACAGUAUCGAACCGACCGGCUUCGGAUGAAAUCGAUUUCAUUACUAAUAUGCGUUUAGGCCUUAUACAUUUUUCCACCUCUAGUCAAAUUGAAUAGUUUAAAUGUUCCCCGAUGCUGUUUGCCGGUUGCGUUCUGAUCUACUUUGCUGCACUAAACCCCUUCUAGCGCGUUUUGGGUGAUCCAGAAAAAAAAACAAUACGGAAGCAAAAUGAGAGUUGAAUUCAACCGUUCUCCCCGUUUUGAUGCUAAGUGUCGGGAUGUGAACUAAUUGCAUUUAGUGCAUCACUGCGCACUAUUUUUUUAUCUUACUGAUGCUUCAUUGUGACUAGCUAAUAUGAAAUUAAUGUGUUUUAAUCGUUUUCUGUGUACAUACGUAUCAUUAGAUAUACUUAAGUAGGGUGAUACCGUAGAUAGGACUGAGUAAGGAAUAACAGCAAAAUAUACAUAUACGAUAUAAACUAAUAACUAGGCAGCAAAGAUGUACGAGAAUGACAUAUUUCUAUGAUAAGAAUAUGGUUGUAAAAGGAGAACGUCAAACAAACGCAAUACUAGAUAAAGAAAAAGGAAACUCACACACAAAUCGGUAAACCCGUCGAUUUGCGUUCGGAGGGCGUAAUAAUUGAGCAUCGACAGAGAGGAAAUAAGUAUCGUUUAACACUUUUUUUUUGCAAACUUCCAACCUUUUCCAACAAUAAUUUUCCACUUUAAACCCCCUAUCUACGUAAUGGCUAAAGUCCCCUGAACACGAAUCAAUGUAAUAGGCGUGUUGUAAUGCGCUGAUUAACUACAUACAUCAGGUAAAGAAUUAAUCAGACGCUUUUACCACCGUAGCUGUGAUUCCCCUUUUUUAAACGGCCAUAAAGUUGGUACGGCUGCAUGGGUUUUCUUCAGCGUAUAUACAUAUAUAAAUAUAUGUAUUGCCAAGCUCAAGUAAAACUAAAUCAGUAAAGUAGUGUAACGAGCCAACAACUUGUGACAAUAUUCAAACUAGGAGCACAAAAGCCGCAGGUUUAUCUCAAUACACACAAAAUACAAUCGCCCGCCAAUGCAUACAUUCACGGUUUGCGGUUUAGAGACCGCGUGGUGGCGCCAAGUGUAGUGAUAGUUGUACAUAGCAUUACAUGGUAAUAGCGAUAUAUGAUCGAUCUGGCUCACAAAGCUGAGACAGACUCCACUAGCUAUCCGCUAACAAACUUAGGGAACUACAAUAGAUUAGUGUUUUCCAUCGCAAAAUCGUGAAUGGGUAACAGUGUGAAUACAAAGGGAGUAAAUGAACAAAUCACGCAAUGUACUACAUACUGCCUAGCGCACGCGUAGACUGUCCAACCGAAUUGAGCCUUUCCAACAAGAGAGUAUACUAGUUGCGUAAAAAGCCUGUGAAGAAAUAUUGAAUGAACCCACUCAAACAAACUUACACACAGAAGAGACAAUCUGUACGUAAAUGAGUUGGGGAUGAAAGUGAAAGACGAUCGAUCGCCAGAUCGUUGAUAAAACACGUAAACCACUAAGCAUAAUGAAUUAAGUUUCUUCACGUAUCCGAGUAAGCGCAAAUAAAGCUUAGGUAAUGUGCGCGAGUGACUGAGAAAAACGGAUUAUUGAAAUGGAAAAUAAA